AUGGCGCAACCACAACCGCAGCAGCAACCGCCGCCGUCGCAGGUUCCACAGCGGGCAUUUUCGCCUCCUCAGCCAAGCCCAUCGCCCGCGACGUCAUCACAGUCGGGUUUUGCGCUGCCUCCUAACAAACGAAUUCGAACGGAUGGCCCAUUGUCACAGCCUGGAUCGCCGUAUGCUGCUUCGCCAUACACCAUGAGCCCGGUGCCUGCGGCUACUCCCCCGCCUCCAGCUGGAUCACCGACGUAUCCUCAAGCCCAUCCGCAAACACCGACUGCAACAGCUGGGUAUCCUAUGCCGUACACCAAUGGCCAUCCUCCACAAGGCUUGAGUCUUCCAGCUGCCUCACCAGGUGUAUCAACGCCCACUAUGCAUACACCCCAGCCAGCUCAGAUACAAACGCCGGUGCAGAUGCAGACACCAGUGCAGAUGCAAACGCCAAUGCAAGCUCCGAUGCAAGCUCCGAUGCAAGCCCCGAUGCAAGCCCCGAUGCAACAACAAUCGCCGAUGCAUGUGCCAAUGCCAGGACCAGUGCAAACUCCAGUUCCACUACCGACUCCGAUCACAAUGCCCCAAUAUACGAACGCAACAAUGCAGCCCAUGUUGCAAGUAGCCCAUCAACAGAUGCAGACUCCAGGCGUGAUGGGCCCUCCACAGAAGCCAGCAGAAAGGCCGACGAAAGACUACGAGUAUGACGUGACCGAUUCAUUGGCCGGUACAGGCAUCGAUCUCCGAGCAGAAGAGCAAUAUAUGGCAGAGCUUUACUCGAAUGCUCUCGAGACAAUAUCGGAGGCCAGGACGGGAUUUGCCCACUAUCCAUCGGGCUCAAAGUCAACGUUUUACGGCGCUGGCCCUGCCAACCAACCUGCUCAGCCUACAGACUUGUCACAGCAGCAGUAUAGCGCUCAGGCCGCUGAGCAGGCAUGGCAGGAUUCAUCAAUGCGGCUUGCUGUGCAGAGAACCCAGGAGAUCAAUGACCCUUUUCUUCUCGUGGCACUACUGCAUCGCCGAGCAGAAAAAGUUGCCCGCGAACAUCAUCUCGGUCUUAACCUUGAGCUCAAGAACAACACUCAUUCUAUGGGGAAGAUGAAGCUGCCGGAGAACUUUGCGGCGCCCAAAGUUACCAUCAAGACACAGCCGGGGCCGGAUGGCACCAUAGUGGAAACUAGCGGCUCUUUCAUUCCGCAGGACGCUUAUCUAGUGGACCAACUUGCUCUGAUGUCGAUAGCAACGAAACAGAGACUACGUGAGUUGAUCGAAGACGCAAAUAUCAUUUCAAGAACACGGCAAAAGACGUCGCAUGGAGAGGUACCUCCAGAGUGGGCAGCCGCAGCUGCUCCAAUGAACGCGGAGCCGCUAGAACCCAUGGAAAAGGCUACCGACGCGAACGGGACUGGAAAAGACACCGAGACUGGCAGCGGUACUAGUCCUUUGAAGCGUCCUGCCGACACCAGUGAUACGGCCGUCAAACAGCCGCCCGCAAAGUUGCCCAAGAUUGCCUCUUAUGCAACGCUAACAAUGCGAGAUUUAGCCCGUCAAGAGCGAGAAUGGGAAGAGGCUCGGCUGCGUAGACGCCAGAUGCGCAAAGACGGUGUCGCCGACGCAGGCGCUUCAGCUUCACGAUCGGGAAGCGUAGCACCUGGCACGCCCGGAUCAGUAGCGCCAGAGACGGAAAAGGCGAUGACGAAGAAGGAGUUGAAGAAGACCCAGCAAAUGAAAGCUCAAGAAGCGAGUAGUCAUGCAAAUCAAAACAUUACCAGCAGCAUGUUCGCAGGCUUAGGAGGCAAGAGUGGCCUCUUUGGCAAGAAGAAGGCAAAAUCCUAUGACUGGAUGAAUGUUGGCCGAGGUGGAAGCGGAACCAGUACCCCGACAAGAGCCGCUCCAGGACCGGGCAAAGGCCCAAACGGCGUGCCCAGCGUAACGGCUUCGGGCAAUAUGGCGUUGACUACGGAAGGCCGGAACAGACUGGGAACGUGGCGAGAGGACAAGGAAAAGGGGAAGAAUAUCCAGCUGCGUGACUGGAUCGCUGUGCUGGAAAGAGACUUUUUCCCUUUUUUUUUCUUUCUUCUUUGGCGUUGA
Molecule: messenger RNA, 2076 nt
Organism: Trichoderma gamsii
Lineage: Eukaryota; Fungi; Ascomycota; Sordariomycetes; Hypocreales; Hypocreaceae
Exons: 2
Coding region: 1-2076 (691 amino acids)
Biological process (GO): DNA-templated transcription initiation
Cellular component (GO): transcription factor TFIID complex
Source: RefSeq, a predicted model, not a curated record